AUGCCAACCAACUCCAACACCAACACCAACUCUAACUCACCGAAGAUGAAGAUGAAGAUCAAAUACUACAUCCGCCCCGGCCUAGAGGUCAAUAGUUCUUCGCACAUGUAUUACACCGCUUCCCCUUCUACAGCAACACAAGAUCAACCACAUCCACAUUCACAACCACAACCACAACCACAACCCGCCGCCAACAUGAACAUCAAACAACAGAAACUCCGCCUCCACCGCGUCAAACUCUCCCACCUGCAAUCUCUCUAUCACCACGCCCCUUCCACUUUCAGUUCAAAUUCAAGGUCAAGCUCACGUCCAAAUUCCAAUUCCUGGUUCGACUCCUACCUCGAUUGGAUCGACCGAUUGGAAGAUGCCCUUACCCAUCAAGCUUCCCAGGCCCUCUCCCGCUCCCAGCAGCAGCAGCAGCAGCAACAGCCACAAACACCCACCACAGCCCUACCUUUAUCACCAAUACCUCUAGGUGGAGUUCAGGGGCAGAGGAACGAUGGAAGUAGAAACGAAGAGGGGCCAUUCACUGACUCAGGCGAAAAAUCCCUCUGGCUCGUCGAGGGACUGUUACUAGCCAGCUGGUUAUCGCUGCAAGAAGGGGUGGAGGGGGUUGAGUAUUUACCGCUUUGUUCGAUUUCUUCAGGGUCAGAAGGAGAUAUGGGGGUUUAUCGGUUGGAACAAUUCCUGCACGAGGGGAUGGAAGAUGAGAGAGUAGCUAUGGAGGAUUUGGAUGUGGAGAGGAAGGGGAAUGGAAAGCCUGGCAACAACGCGGGGGAAAUGAUGGGGCGGUUGUUGGAGAUUAUUCGAGGAGCUGCCGGAGAUGGAGAUGGAGCUGAGGAGUGA
Sordaria macrospora k-hell is the source of this 846-nucleotide messenger RNA. RefSeq lists its product as uncharacterized. The record is from RefSeq and is a predicted model, not a curated record. NCBI's taxonomy places the organism in Eukaryota, Fungi, Ascomycota, Sordariomycetes, Sordariales, Sordariaceae.